UUGGACGGUAUAAAAAAGCCGCGGUGACCGCAGAGCAGACCAGACCUCUCUGACUCUGCCCAGGUGAACCUCACUGCGCGUUAUGGAGCGCACUUUCCGGGAGCAGCUCUUCUUUCUGCUCCUGUGUCUGUCCGUCCUCAAGGGAGACUGCAGGUACAUUGAGAACAACGACAUCUCAAAAGAUGAACUCUAUUCGCUUCUUAGCGCGGAUCUCAGGAGGGAAAUACCUGAUCUGUUAAUGUAUCGCCGACCUUUGCGUUGCCUGGACAUGGUGGCGAUGGAGGGCCAGUUCACCUUCACAGCAGAGAGCCCUCAGCUCAGCUGUGCAGCUUUCUUCAUGGCAGAGCCCACUGAGCUCAUCACUGUGGAGUAUGACAGCGUGGACAUCGACUGCAGCGGAGGAGACUUCAUCACAAUGUUUGAUGGAUGGGUGAUGAAGGGUGAAAAGUUCCCCAGCUCCCAGGAUCAUCCACUGCCUCUACACGAGCGCUAUGUGGAUUACUGCAGCUCGGGAUCAGUGAGGAAAAGCGUGCACUCCUCCCAGAACGUGGCGAUGGUCUUCUUCCGUAUUCACAGCGCUGGCAGCAGCUUCACCCUGACUGUCAGGAAGCACAUCAACCCCUUUCCCUGUAAUGUUAUUUCACAGUCACCAGAGGGCAGUUACACAAUGGUGAUCCCCCAGCAGCACAGAAACUGCAGCUUCUCCAUCAUAUAUCCAGUGGCCAUCGACAUCUCAGAGUUCAGCUUGGGACACCACAACAAUUUCCCCAAGAGGAAGCUCACUGGUGGUGAACUGCCUUCAACCUCGACUUUCCAUGUGAAUAAUCACCUAUUCUCUAGAUCCUUACCUGGUUGUGCAGAGUCUGAGGAUUACGUGCAGUUGUUGGGAGGAAGUGGUAUUGACACAUCAAAGCUGCUUCCCAUCACAGACCUCUGCAUCACCUUCACUGGACCCACCCACAUGAAAAUAGCCUGCGAAAACACAGUGGUGAGGAUGGUGUCCAGCGGGAGGUUUGUCAGUCGUGUGUCCUUCAGCUACAGGCUUCUGGACAGCCAGGAGCUACAAACGAUCAAACUCAAUAAUGUGGAAGAUUUCUGUUUCAGCAACUGAUCCCAACAGGGUCAAAUUGUAACAAAUGCAUCUUUUGACUGCCAAACAUUUCUUAAGUCAUUUCCCACCAUGUCAGUCUAGAUUCCAAGGACGUUGAAGUAAGAUGAAAAUGAAUAAAUAUGAUGUGAGAAAACAUUUACUGGCAUGUUGAAUUUAUUUCCCCAUGGUAUCAUUUUUUAUGGCUUAUUGUUGUUGCAAAACAUGCUGUAUCUCAGUUAAAUUGUGUUUUAUGAAAUUGAUGUUUCUAUCUAUGCUUUUUUUUACAUCUACUUAUUGUCAUGGUGUUAUUGUUAUGUAAUUAUUCAUGGGUUUGUGAUUCUUGAAGUUGAACGGUGCUAAAUGAGUUUCCUUUUGUUUGUAUGAAUGAUACACGAUGUGCUGAGUUGAUUUAUGUUAAGCAGAAAGUUAACCUAAUAAUUAUUAGUAUCUGGUGCCAAUAUUCAGUUAAAUUUGGUUUAAAAACAUAC
Messenger RNA from Cyprinodon variegatus (sheepshead minnow), 1578 nucleotides. It is a transcript of the gene crhbp, whose product is annotated as corticotropin releasing hormone binding protein. Gene Ontology annotation, molecular function: corticotropin-releasing hormone binding. Gene Ontology annotation, biological process: negative regulation of corticotropin-releasing hormone receptor activity; negative regulation of corticotropin secretion; hormone-mediated signaling pathway. Bases 83 to 1111 code for a protein of 342 amino acids. Lineage: Eukaryota; Metazoa; Chordata; Actinopteri; Cyprinodontiformes; Cyprinodontidae. The transcript has 8 exons. The record is from RefSeq and is a predicted model, not a curated record.